Messenger RNA from Sciurus carolinensis (gray squirrel), 2647 nucleotides. RefSeq names its product TEPSIN adaptor related protein complex 4 accessory protein (gene Tepsin). The record is from RefSeq and is a predicted model, not a curated record. The transcript is spliced from 13 exons. Bases 78 to 1787 code for a protein of 569 amino acids. Gene Ontology annotation, cellular component: trans-Golgi network membrane. Lineage: Eukaryota; Metazoa; Chordata; Mammalia; Rodentia; Sciuridae.
AGCGGAGCCAGAGCCGCGCGGUGAUUGGAGGACCCGGGCCUGGCGGAAGCGGGGCAGGCCGGGAGGUGACCUGGACCAUGGCGGCCGCACCGCCGCUGCGGGAUCGCCUGAGCUUCCUGCACCGACUCCCGAUUCUCCUGAAGGGCACCUCGGAUGAUGAUGUCCCGUGUCCAGGCUAUCUGUUUGAAGAGAUUGCUAAAAUCUCCCACGAGUCACUGGGCAGCAGCCAGUGCCUGCUGGAAUACCUCCUGAACCGCCUGGACAGCAGCUCUGGCCACGUGAAGCUCAAGGUGCUGAAGAUCUUGCUCUACUUGUGCGACCACGGCUCCUCCUCCUUCCUGCUGAUCCUCAAACGUAACUCUGCCCUCAUCCAAGAAGCCACAGUUUUUGCAGGGCCCCCGGAUCCUCUCCAUGGGAACAGCUUGUACCAGAAGGUGCGGGCAGCUGCCCAGGACCUGGGCAGCACCUUGUUCUCUGAUGCCCUGUUGCCACUGCCUCCCUCCCAGCCACGCCGGGCCUUGGCUCCAGCAGGCAUGGGCUCCCAGUCCAGGCCUCAGGGCACCCUCCAGGGUUUCGGCUACAGCAAGGAGCAAGCCCAGGCAGGCUCUGCCAGUGAGGCCCUCCUCUCCACCAUCCAGAGGGCUGCAGAGGUGGUGGCUAAUGCCGUGCGCUCCGGAGCCCAGAAUCCCCCACCAUGGGGGGACACCUACCAGCCCGCCGUGACUCCUGCAGUCAGCCAUGGCCUGCCCACCCUCGGGAACCAGCUCCCCGGAGCCAUCCCCAGUGUCCGAGCCACCCGACACCAGCCCGGGCAGGCCGGAGGGGGCUGGCACGAGCUGGACAGCAGCCCCAGCUCCCAGAACUCCUCCCAGGACAGCGACCUGAGCAGGGCCUCAGACUUGGGCAGUCGGUCUGGUAGUGACAGCCACUCAGGGGCCAGCCGGGAGCCAGGCGACCUGGCAGAAAGGGUGGAGGCCGAGGCCCCGAGUGACUGCCAACAGGAGCUGAGCCUGGUGAGGACCUUGGUACAGGGGCCACGCACUUUCCUGAGCCGCGAGGAGGCCCAGCACUUCAUCAAACAGUGCGGGCUGCUCAACUGUGAGGCCACACUGCAGCUGCUCCUCCACCACCUGGGCGGGGCCGGCGAGCGGGAGCAGAUGAGGGCCCUGAGCGCCAUCGCCUCACUCAGCUGUGCCGACCUCCUUCCCCUGGAGCACGUCCUCCUCCUCUCCCAGGCGCGCUUGCAAGAGCUCAGCAGGGGCAGCCCUGGACCUGUGACCAGCAAGGCCACCAAGAUCCUGAGGCACUUGGAGGCCUCCUGUGGACAGCGGCCUCCUGCUCCCAGGCCCUGCACCCAGCCUGGCCCUGCAGCCACCCUUGCAGCCCCAUCUGACCUGCUGACUGGCCCAUUGCCUCCCUCUGGGGGCCAGGCCUUCCUCCAGCCACUGAGCUCCACCCCAGCCUUGCCCAGGAGCCGUAUACCCUCCCCACUCCUGGACUCCUGUCCCCUCCCAGUCCCUGGGGACGCCAGUGAGGCUGAAACUUCUCCAGCAGGAUCCAGAGAGCAGGAUGCGGGCACCCCAGAAAGAGGGCCCAGCAGGUGUCCGUGGAGUCGUGGCUCCUUGUUUGCUGGCAUGGAGCUGGUGGCUUGCCCCCGCCUGGGUGGGACCAGGGCUGCUUCAGAGGAGCCCCACCCAGCCCAGCCUCCCCAGGCAUGGGCCCAGAAGGCAGCAGCUACAGAGCCUCUGGGUUCUGAGCCCUCAGCUUUCCCGUUCUUAAAUGCGUGACCAGGUGGACGGCAUACAGUUUCCUUGUUGUCUGCUGGAAGUUUCCUCGCCCCACUUUGGCCUCUCACUCUCACCUACUGAGGCCUUGGUGUGGUCAGCCCUGAGCCAGGGAGCCCCAGUGGGCCAAAAGGCAGGAGGACUGCCCCUGGUGGAGACUGCAUGGCACCUUGACGUGCCACAGACCAGCCAAGACUGGAUGUAGGUACUGAAGAGCUGCUUGAUCUGGUGCCCCCAGAAGACCUCUGUGACACCCACCCUCCAGGGCCAGUCCCCCACACCUGGAGGACAGGACCCACACCUGGCUUCUCAAGGGUCUGGGUGACUGGGGGCCACCUGUUGUAUGGGAGUUUGGGGCCAUUGCGUUGCAGACUAAUGCUUCCCAAAGGCUACUGGCCAGUCUCCAGUCAACCUGACCAGAGGAGAACCCAGGGCUAUCUCAGUCCUGUCCAUCUACUCUCAUCUCCUUGGCUAGAUGCUGGCUACUUGGACUUGAAUUCUUGUAGCAGCAGACAGGGCUUCAGGUGCUGGCCUUGGGGUCCAGGAGUAGCCUCACCUUCAGAGUUGAGGCUUCUGGGAUGGACUUGGGAACAAUAGCUUGGUCCUUACUUUGUUUUGGUCCUGACCUCAGAUCCUUCCUUCUCGGAAAGGCCACAGUGGACAGAACCCACCGCCUUGUGGGGCAGGGUGCAGAUGAGGCUGGUUUGGUGCACAUGGGUUCAGCAGGUCUGGUUCCUGUGUGCCCUGCUCCAGGCUCGGGCUGCUCCCUUGGCCUUCCUCCUACAGACCACAGGGAAGAGGUCCAUCCCACAAAGGCCUGUAAGAGUGCUGGGGUUUACACUCUGAAUAAACACUACUGUUUA